AUGGCCUCCCAAACUGCGGUUGUUCAUAGUCCAGUACUCUCAUCGGCCGAUCUCUCUCCUGAUGUAGACUGGCCACUCGCCAACUCCCCCGCAAUCCGCGCUCGCCCCUGCCUGCGAACUCAAUGCACUGGUGAAACCCGCUCGCUAGACCGCGAGCGCGCUCUGAACACCACAGCCGCCCUCGGGCUAAGCCCAACUCGUGCGAGGACAUAUUCUCCUAGCACUUCCCCCCUAUCCGCGGAAAUAUCAUGGGCGGACGCUGUCGCGGCCGGGAGGAGGAAAGACGGCGAGCGCCCAGCGGUGCUGUCGCCCUUGGGAUGCGGUUCCGCCUCCGCGCUACAUUCUCCGUGCAGCGGCGGAAGCCCCGCAUGGCGCCCUGCCGCGCUGGCGGCGGUGCGCAGCCCGCUCGCGCCCGUCGUCCGCCACAGGGCGACCGCGUCGGUUGACAUGGAGGAGCUAUGGGCGGAGGAAGCUUCCGACGAAACCGGCGGCGCAGCGCGCCGGCCACGGAGAAAUCGUAUGAUCAUCCGACGCGCGCGAAACAAGUCCUCCGACUUCUCCUCGCUCCGCAGCGCGCUGGGAGACGAGAAGCCGCCGGGGAGCGCCGACGCGGGCAGCGACCGUCGCGCCGCGACCGGGUGGGUCCCAGCGGCGCCGUCGUGGGAGGGAGAAGCUCCGGACUCAGCCGAGCCGCAGCUCCUCUCCGCUGAAGGGAGCGACGCUUCCGCGGCCGCGAGACCGUCGAUUAUCAGCCGACGCACCGCCGCGACGGCGAUCCGCAAGUUGCGCAUUUUCUCCAACCGAAGCAGCGGCCGGGAUUCUGAGCUCGCCGCCGCAUUCGCUGCCCCGGCGGCGUCCGCCGCAGCCGGAAACGAUGUGGCGCUCGAAGGACUCGAGGGCGUUUCCGCGCAGCCGAGUCGCACGCGCGACAAAGUGACGGCGGGUUCUGCGGCCGGCGCCGGCGGCAACGGCGGCGGGGCUAUUCCGAAGUCCCCUCCGCGGCGGCGGGGACCGGCGGGCGUCGCGGCGAGGCGGAGAAACUUCAGUGGAUCGUCGGCGGAGCCUGUGACGGUUGUUCCGUUUGUGCGACGAGAGCAGGCGGACAAGCAGCUGCAGGCGCAACAGCCGUCGCAGGAGUCAUCGCCGCCGUCGCACAUCAAGCGAAGUCUUAGCAGCAGCGGCGCUGAGGGGCGGCAAGAAGCGGCCGGGCCGCAGGAUAUUGCUGACGUGCUCCGUGCCCCGGCGCUGCCGGGGCGUUCGGGCGACUCGGAGGAGGCUGGCGAAACGAAACGCAGUGGCGAAACGGAUGGCGAAGAAUCUCGAGGGCAGCAGCGGGUCGCGUCGUACCACGAGGAGUUGGCUCUGGAUUUGAUGGAUUAUUUCGGCGACGUCGCGCAAUCCUGGAGCAUUGGGAGUUCAAACCGCGACUGCGACUCAGUAGUACAUCCACAUGAAGCCGAAGCUGCUGCUGCUCCGAUGCUGAAGGUAGUGCUGAACAACCAAUCACCAUCGCUUACUAAGGAUCAGCUGCUUACCUCCUUGAGGAGCGAGGAGAUGCGGAUUGGUGUCGCACCAAGAUCGGAUGGUGUAGCCACUUUUGGAGCGGGUACGAAAGUGGGCAGCAGCGGCAAGGGAAAUUGGGACAAGGGAGGAAAGCAUGGAGGCAGCGGUAGCAGCAGUGACACCAACUCGGGCAGAUGGGGUCAAGGAAAAGGCAAAGCGGGAGUGCUUGAUUUCCCCUGGGGGUCCAAGGGCAUGGCUCCUCGGGGGUUGUGUCAUGGCUGUUGGGAUGAGGGACAUGCAUGGCAGCGAUGUCCUCAUCGACCUAAGGGAGGCAUUUCGGCAUUCUUAAAGCGGGGGGGUCGUGGAUCCAACGGCAAGGCACAGGUGGCGGAUGAGGAGGAGCAGGAUGACAAGGCAGAGGCAGUGGUUGGAGAGGCAGUUGCAGCAGUAGGAGAGGAGCAGCCGCGAGAGGGGUGGUGGAUUGACAGUGGGGCCAGCCACAACUUUACUCCUUAUGCAUCGGACUUCAAAAGUAAGCUUCAGCCACCAGAGGUUCGGGGAGUUAUAUUGGGAGAUGGACGGAUGGUGAAAGCUGUUGGCAUGGGUGAGGUGCCAGUGGUUGGUGCUGGAGGUCAGCUGCUGAGGAUUCAAAAGGUCCACCUUGUGCCUGAGAUGCACACGCGUCUGCUGUCAGUCCCACACCUCACCUCUCGAGAUGUCAUUGUCACAUUCAAGGGCAAGAAAUGUGUUCUUAAACGGGGGGGGAGGGUGUUGGCGAUUGGAGAAAAGGAGAGGGGCAGGGACCAUGGAUUGGUGCGGAUGUCUCUUCCUCUUGCUCGGGGCACACAAGGCAGUGCUCUUGCAGCUGGGUCCUCCUCCUCAUUUUCCCCAUUGACCCUUGCUCAUCGCCGCCUUGGUCACACCGCCCCCACAACAUUGCAACAGAUGGCUCGGGGGAACAGUGUACUGGGCUUGGAGAUCGGGGGGGGGGAGCACUGA
Molecule: messenger RNA, 2502 nt
Organism: Closterium sp. Naga37s-1
Lineage: Eukaryota; Viridiplantae; Streptophyta; Zygnematophyceae; Desmidiales; Closteriaceae
Source: the annotation of a GenBank genome assembly